AGGAGGAGGACAAGGCCAAGGCGGCCGCAGAGCAGGAGGAGGAGGAGGAUAAGGCCAUGGCAAAGGAGGAGGAGGAAGAGGAGGCAGAAGCAGAGGAGGAUGGCGAGAAUGAGGUGCUGGGAGAGGAGGACAAGGUUGACGAGGAUGAGGCAGCAGCAGAGGAGGUGGAGGAGGAGGAGGAGGAGGAGGAGGAGGAGGAGGACGACGACGAGGAGGCGGCGGCGGAGGAGGAGGAUGAUGAGGACAAGGCAGUCACAUGGGAGGAUGAGGAGGGCGAGGACACGACGAGCAUGAGGUGGCGGCAGAGGAGGAUGAGGAGGAGGGGGGUUGGGCAAGAAGGAGGUGAAGAUAUGAAGGCAAUUGAAUGGGAAGAGAUGAUAACAACCAUGAAAGUGAGUGAAAGUGGGGAAAAGGGAGAAACUACUACUGUUUUGCUCUAGAUCCAUAGAAGUUGUUGAUGAAGAGGGGGAGGACUAUGAGAGCCAAGAGGAAAGAUCACAAGGCAGAUGGAAGAAGAUCAAAAGGAAUCAAGAGCAAAAGCAAUU
Messenger RNA from Chara braunii, 545 nucleotides. The record is from the annotation of a GenBank genome assembly. Lineage: Eukaryota; Viridiplantae; Streptophyta; Charophyceae; Charales; Characeae.